Molecule: messenger RNA, 1143 nt
Organism: Nerophis lumbriciformis (worm pipefish)
Lineage: Eukaryota; Metazoa; Chordata; Actinopteri; Syngnathiformes; Syngnathidae
Source: RefSeq, a predicted model, not a curated record
AUGGCCCAGGGAAAGGAUCAGUCGUUCGCCAGCCGUUUUUUUCUCAUAUGUCGGAAAAGUAGCCAAGAACAAAGAGGACAAGAAAGUGAGGUGCCUCACAUCUCUGAGUUCACCAUCAUGUGGAAUACGUUAAUGAAAGAGUUCUUAGCUAAAGCCAAAGAAGAUUUUUUAAGAAAAUGGGAGUGUCCACCUCAGAGCACAACGUGUCUGGAUGACUUUGAAAGGUUCAAGACUCUGGGAACUGGUUCAUUUGGUCGAGUAUUGCUGGUCAAGCAUAAAGGAACAAACCAAUUCUACGCUAUGAAAGUUUUGGACAAACAAAAGGUGGUAAAAUUGAAACAGAUAGAACAUACACUGAAUGAAAAGAGAAUACUUCAGGCCGUCUCCUUCCCUUUCCUCGUCAGAUUGGAGUACGCUUUCAAGGACAAUUCAAACCUCUACAUGGUAAUGGAAUAUGUGCCAGGUGGAGAGAUGUUCUCACAUCUCAGACGUAUUGGAAGGUUCAGUGAACACCAUGCAAGAUUUUAUGCAGCUCAGAUAGUGCUCACCUUUGAGUACCUCCACUCAUUAGACCUCAUCUACAGAGACCUGAAGCCUGAAAACCUGCUUAUUGAUCAACAUGGUUACAUUCAGGUCACAGACUUUGGCUUUGCAAAAAGAGUAAAAGGAAGAACCUGGACGUUGUGUGGAACACCUGAGUACUUGGCACCAGAAAUCAUCCUCAGCAAGGGCUACAACAAAGCUGUGGACUGGUGGGCACUCGGUGUUCUCAUCUAUGAGAUGGCUGCUGGUUACCCUCCAUUUUUUGCUGAUCAGCCCAUUCAGAUCUAUGAGAAGAUUGUGUCUGGCAAGGUACGAUUCCCCUCCCACUUCAGCUCCGAUCUGAAGGAUCUGCUGAGAAAUCUGCUUCAGGUGGACUUGACAAAGAGAUUCGGAAAUCUUAAAAAUGGUGUUAAUGACAUCAAAAAUCACAAGUGGUUCUCAACAACAGACUGGAUUGCCAUAUAUGAGAGAAAGGUUGAAGCCCCCUUCUUACCCAAGUGCAGAGGACCUGGAGACACAAGCAACUUUGAUGACUACGAAGAGGAGGACAUUCGUGUCUCACAAACGGAAAAGUGUGCAAAAGAAUUUGCUGAAUUCUAG